AUGCCUCGCUACGAUGACCGUUACGAUCGCUACGAUGACCGUUAUGAUCGUUACGACGACCGUUAUGAUCGCUAUAAUGACCGUUAUGAUCGGUAUGACCGAUAUGGUGGCAACACCAAGUUGUACGUGGGCCAUCUUUCUACGCACACCCGGACCAAGGAUGUUGAGUACCUUUUCGGCAGAUAUGGGAGAAUACGAUGUGUGGAGCUGAAGUAUGAUUAUGGCUUCGUUGAGUUUAGCGAUCCCCGGGAUGCAGAUGAUGCAAGGUAUGAGCUUGAUGGCCAAGAGAUUGAUGGGAGCCGUAUCAUUGUUGAGUUUGCAAGAGGGAAGGAAGUCAAGGCCCUUAUGGAAGGAGACUGGAUGAUGAACCUUGUUAAGAUUCGUGGCAGUAAAAAAUGUGCUACCCACGGAGGUUCCCGCGAGUACUUGGGCAGAGGACCCCCUCCUGGUUCUGGCCGCUGCUUUAACUGUGGGAUUGAUGGGCACUGGGCUCGUGACUGCAAUGCUGGCGACUGGAAAAAUAAGUGCUAUCGCUGUGGAGAAAAGGGCCAUAUAGAAAAAAACUGCCAAAACAGUCCUAAGAAUCUCAAGCGGGGAAGAAGCUACUCACGCUCCCCACCACCUCAUCGCGAAAGGAGCCUAAGCAGGAGUUACAGCCGAUCGCCUUAUCCAAGGAGGGAUGAUCGUGCUGUUGGCCACGAGGAAAGGCGACCAAGAAGCUCUAGUUACAGCCCUAGGAGGAGUGCUUCACCUUCCGGUUUGAACCGCAGCCCAGCACCAAAUGGCAAGAGCCACCCACCAAGGGAGCAAGCUGAAGUCAAUGGUUCACAUAACGGUGUGAGAGGCAACAGCCUGAGUCCUGCCCGCGAUAGCCGCCCCUGGGAGUGA
Triticum turgidum subsp. durum (durum wheat) is the source of this 888-nucleotide messenger RNA. The record is from the annotation of a GenBank genome assembly. Lineage: Eukaryota; Viridiplantae; Streptophyta; Magnoliopsida; Poales; Poaceae.